Messenger RNA from Wasmannia auropunctata (little fire ant), 860 nucleotides. Its product is annotated as mitochondrial inner membrane protease subunit 1-like. Gene Ontology annotation, cellular component: membrane; mitochondrial inner membrane peptidase complex. The transcript has 3 exons. Bases 273 to 734 code for a protein of 153 amino acids. Gene Ontology annotation, molecular function: serine-type endopeptidase activity. NCBI's taxonomy places the organism in Eukaryota, Metazoa, Arthropoda, Insecta, Hymenoptera, Formicidae. The record is from RefSeq and is a predicted model, not a curated record.
GUGUAGCCAGUUCAGUGAGUUUGCCUGUCUCCUGCUAUUUCUGCUAACCUUAACAUUGACAAACAACACGGAUGAAGUGAUGCCGUGAGCACUGUAAGCGCCAAAGCAAAUCAAGCAAAUGUAUUAAUGCGCGGAUGAGCGAGCGAGCUACGCACGUUUUUGACGCGUUAUUAAUGUUGUUAUGCAUAUAAUCAUAUGCUGCAAUUCCGGUAGGCCGGGCGCCGGGCGAGGAGAAGCCACCUCUCCUCAUUGACGCUAAUGACGCUGUCAUAAUGCUAAAGUUAAUUAAACUUGUGCCUAAGGUUAUCCGUGGGUUCGUGCAAUGUGCAUGUGUAACGUAUUGCGUAUACGAAUACAUGGGCGACAUUGUGGUGUGCAGCGGCCCGUCCAUGGAGCCUACUUUGUAUACCAACGACGUCUUGCUUCUGGAACGAAUAUCAGUUAGAUAUCAGUGGUUCGAGAAAGGGGAUAUCGUCAUUUCCAAAUGUCCCAACAAUCCAGAGCAGAAUAUAUGCAAGCGAAUUGUAGGUCUGCCUGGCGACAAAAUAUGGAACGGCUUGACUUUAACAACGAUACCUUAUGGACACGUUUGGUUGGAAGGUGACAACAGAAAUAAUUCUACAGACUCACGUGUGUACGGGCCAGUUCCUCAAGGAUUGUUGCGUGGACGAGCUUUAUGUAAAAUAUUUCCAUUGAGAGAUAUAACUAUGUUCACAAACAAAUAUGCAACUUAAAUUAUUUUUUACACAUGAUAGAUAUUUGUAUUAAUUAAGAAUCGUAAGAACAUUUGUUCGACUAUAUUUUAGUUAGGUUAGGUUGGAUUUAAGAAAAUAAAAGAGGUUUGUUAUAUAUUAUUUAUA